Salmo salar (Atlantic salmon) is the source of this 2934-nucleotide messenger RNA. RefSeq names its product transcription factor 7 like 1b (gene tcf7l1b). Gene Ontology annotation, biological process: canonical Wnt signaling pathway; regulation of transcription by RNA polymerase II; generation of neurons. Gene Ontology annotation, cellular component: beta-catenin-TCF complex; chromatin. NCBI's taxonomy places the organism in Eukaryota, Metazoa, Chordata, Actinopteri, Salmoniformes, Salmonidae. The record is from RefSeq and is a predicted model, not a curated record. Gene Ontology annotation, molecular function: RNA polymerase II cis-regulatory region sequence-specific DNA binding; DNA-binding transcription factor activity, RNA polymerase II-specific.
CAACCAAGUAGUUUCCAAGCGCAUUCCCCGUUAGCUAAUGUGGAGGGAAAGAGGGUUCUUUUUUUACCUACCCGAAAAUAUAGAUUUGGCACCGGAUAUCAUUUGACAGUUAAUAUAAGAACAUACGAAGGUCGGUUAUUAAAGGUAAACUUCCUCGAAGUAAAUAUAGUUUUGAUCGAAACUCUUGACUGAACGAGAGUGUCCUGCGAAGAAAGCAAUAGCUGUGGUUCGAUUUCCAUGCUUAUAAUAAGACUCAUCUUUUGCUUGUCGAAUUGAAACUCACAUAUGAUAUUAGGAAGUGAAAUUGGACGUCAUCCUUGAAUUUAAAUUGGUUCGUGCCCAGUUUGUUUGCCUGUGAGCGUCUCGGGAAGAAUAUCGAAGUUGCAUUCUUCAGCACCCAUACGGAGGGAGAGUGGGUUACAACUAACCCACUGGGUAGAGUGAAGAAGACACUUCUUGGGAAGUUGCUUUAUCCGGCUAUUGACGCCGAAAUUAAAACAGUUGCAUUUGCUGGAUUAUUGGAGAGUUCAUCAUCAUGGAAAAGUUGGAGAUUAUUCAGUAUAUCAAAAUGGAGAUGUGAAAACGUGGCAUUUUGUUUUCACACUGUCAGUUUUGGGUUUAUUCUAGUGUGCAAACUGGACGGUCCCCCCCUUUGCAAAUAGACGAUUUAUUUCGGUUUGUUGGAGCGAUCGUGCAUUCUUGUCAACUUUAUCAAGGAGAAACUUUUUCCAUCAGCAAAAUGCCACAACUUAACGGAGGUGGUGGUGAUGAUUUGGGGGCGAAUGAUGAAAUGAUAUCAUUCAAAGAUGAAGGCGAGCAAGAGGAAAAAAUAUCCGAAAAUGUAUCAGCGGAGAGGGAUUUGGAUGAUCUGAAGUCUUCGUUAGUGAACGAAUCGGAAAACAACAGUAGCUCGUCAGACUCCGAGCAAGCAGAGCGGCGCCCUCAACCAAGACCAGACUUGGACAGUUACGAGAAAACCAGGGAUUACUUUAGUGAAGCACUCAGAAGACAGCAAGAUGGUGGCUUUUUCAAGAGUCCCCAUUAUCCUGGGUACCCGUUUCUUAUGAUCCCAGAUCUUACCAACCCCUACCUAUCCAAUGGGGCCCUCUCCCCUAGCGCAAGAACGUACCUGCAGAUGAAAUGGCCUCUACUGGAUGUCCCUGGAGCUGCCGGACUCAAAGACCCCCGCUCCCCCACCCCAGGACACCUAUCCAACAAGGUCCCAGUGGUGCAGCAUGCUCACCACGUCCACCCGCUGACCCCCCUCAUCACCUACAGCAAUGAACACUUCUCCCCCGGAACCCCUCCCUCACACCUCUCCCCGGAGAUCCUUGACCCAAAGACAGGCAUUCCUCGGACUCCCCACCCAUCAGAGCUCUCUCCGUACUACCCCCUGUCUCCAGGUGCAGUGGGACAGAUCCCUCAUCCUCUGGGCUGGCUGGUACCACAGCAGGGCCAGCACAUGUACUCUAUCCCCCCAGGGGGGUUCCGUCACCCCUAUCCCGCCCUCGCAAUGAAUGCAUCCAUGUCCAGCUUGGUGUCCAGCCGUUUCUCCCCCCACAUGAUGCCCCACCACCCCCACGGCAUGCACCAGACUGGCAUCCCUCAUCCUGCUAUCGUAUCACCAGCCAUCAAGCAGGAGCCCAACAGUCAUGACCACAUGAGCCCCUCUAUGCAUUCCCGGAAGUCUCCUGGCCCGGCGAAGAAGGAGGAGGACAAGAAGCCUCACAUCAAGAAGCCUCUGAAUGCCUUCAUGCUGUACAUGAAGGAGAUGAGGGCCAAGGUGGUGGCUGAGUGCACUCUGAAGGAGAGCGCUGCCAUCAACCAGAUACUGGGCCGAAGGUGGCACUCACUAUCGAGAGAAGAGCAAGCGAAAUACUAUGAGCUGGCAAGGAAAGAGAGGCAACUCCACUCCCAACUCUACCCAGGCUGGUCAGCACGAGAUAACUAUGGAAAGCGGAAAAAGAGGAAGAGAGAUAAUAAGCCAGACUCAACACCAGAGGACUUCUCAAUCAGGAACAAGAAUCAGUGUGUGCAGUACCUACCCUCAGAGAAGAUGUGUGACAGCCCUGCCUCGUCUCACGGCAGCAUGCUGGAUUCUCCAGCCACACCCUCUGCAGCUCUGGCCUCCCCGGCUGCGCCCGCCGCCACCCACUCAGAGCAGGCCCAGCCCCUGUCCCUCACCACCAAACCAGAGGGACGCCUGCACCAUCAUUUCCUAACUGGCAAGCCCUCUGGAUCGGCUUCUUCUUCGUCAUCUUCAUCCUCUUCCUCUUCCUCCUCGUCCCACCCAAGCAUCUCUAUCCCUAUUGGUACUUCAGGCAGCCACUCCAGCCACUCCGCACCAAUUUUCUCUCGGCCAAUCCCAUUCAGCUCCCUACACCACUCGAUGCUCUCCCCGCCCUCUCCUUUCCAUCAAGCAGCCCUGCAUUCCCAUCAUGCCCUGUUCCAGUCACAGCCCCUCUCCUUGGUAACCAAAUCGUCUGACUAAAUCUACAAAAGCAAUUCCUUUCUCUUUUAUUGUGCUGUAUAUUGCUUUUACUUUUCAAAAAAUAGAUAUUAGAACAACUUUUUUUAAAUGAUGAAAAGGAAGAAAUAUUAUUGGUCAAUAUUUGAUCCCGUCCUUUUCUACUCUCAAUGAAACAAAAUGUAUUUUUUUGUAAAGUUUACUACAGAACUGGUUUCUCUUUUUGAUGCAUUUAUCCAAUGAACCAGUUGUAUAAAAUAACCCAUGUAUAAAAUGUUUCUUUAAGAAAAAACAAGGAAAAGAAAAAACACCCUCUCCUUUUAACCAAAACCUGAUUUAAUGUUAGUAUUGAGUUUAAUUCAUAGUUUUUGUCAAUUAUUUCAGUAAUUUCAACAAUCCCUUUUAAAUUCCCAAGUGUGUGACCUUCCUUUUGACAUGUUAAAUAAACCUUUGAGAUUGUUUCUUUA